CAACUCUGUAAUUUCGCAUCAGGCCCAACUAUAUUGAAGGAUUUCUUUCAAUGCGUUAAACCCUAAUUGCAAAACCCUUCUGCAUUCUCCUCUGAAUCCUCCAAAUUCAAAAAUGGUUCGGAGCUUGAAGAAUCCCAAAAAGGCGAAACGCAAACAAAAGGGGUCGAAGAAAGAUGAAGGAUCAUCAUCAAAUUCGGGGCCACUGGUUCCGGCGAAAGUGUGGCAACCGGGCGUAGACGCUUUGGAGGAAGGGGAGGAGCUUCAGUGCGACCUGUCUGCUUACAAUUCUUAUCACGGUUUUCACAUUGGAUGGCCUUGUUUGAGUUUUGAUAUUCUGCGCGAUUCUUUGGGCCUGGUGCGCACUGAGUUUCCACACACCAUCUAUUCUAUCGCUGGAACACAGGCAGAGAAGUCCUCCUGGAACUACAUUGGGAUAUUUAAGAUUUUAAACAUUUCUGGGAAGAGGCGUGACUUAGUGCCUACUAAAUCAAAUAAUGAAGAUACGGACAUGGAGAGUGAUAGUAGUGAUAGUGAUGAGGAUGAUGAAGAGGAAGGUGGUGGAACCAAGACCCCAGUUUUGCAGGUGAGUAAGGUUAGUCAUGAAGGGGGUGUAAACCGGAUUCGUGCUAUGGCACAACAUCCUCAUAUAUGUGCUUCAUGGGCAGACACUGGCCUCGUUCAGGUGUGGGACUUCAGCUCUCAUUUACAUGCUCUGGGAGAAGCCGACACUGCAACUAAUAAUGGAGGAUCGAAUGUGUUCAAUCAAGUUCCUCUAGUUAAGUUUGCUGGACACAAGGAUGAAGGAUAUGCCAUUGACUGGAGUCCUGUUGUUCCCGGAAGGCUUGUGUCAGGGGACUGCAAGAACAAUAUUCAUCUUUGGGAACCAGCAUCAGAGUCAACAUGGAAUGUCGACUCUACUCCCUUUGUCGGUCACACUGCCAGUGUCGAAGAUUUACAGUGGAGUCCCACAGAACCAUAUGUCUUUGCCUCAUGCUCGGUCGAUGGAACUGUUGCAAUUUGGGACACUCGUGCUGGAAAGUCUCCUGCAAUUUCUAUCAAAGCACACAAAGCUGAUGUGAAUGUUAUCACGUGGAACAGCCUGGCGAGCUGUAUGCUAGCAUCAGGUAGUGAUGAUGGGACGUUUUCCAUCCGAGAUCUUAGAUUACUCAAGGAAGGGGACUCUGUAGUUGCACAUUUUGAGUACCAUAAGCAUCCUAUUACAUCCAUUGAAUGGAGUCCGCACGAGGCCUCCACCUUGGCUGUGUCUUCAGCAGACAAUCAGUUAACAAUAUGGGACCUUUCCCUCGAGAGAGAUGAAGAAGAGGAGGCUGAGUUCAGAGCCAAGACGAAAGAACAAGUAAAUGCCCCUAAUGACUUGCCACCACAGCUUCUAUUUGUUCACCAGGGUCAGAAGGACUUGAAAGAACUUCAUUGGCAUCCCCAGAUACCAGGAAUGCUCAUAUCCACCGCAGCAGAUGGCUUCAACAUCUUGAUGCCUUCGAACAUCGAAACCCCACUUCCUGCUGAUAACGCUUGAGAUCUCUCAGCAGAGCGCGAUUUUGCCAAACAUCCGGUAAUGGAGUUCCAUGUAAAGAAUGAAUUUUUCAAUUUAUUGCCUUGUUGUAGUCAAUUGGAUUUCUCUGUUGUGUUGAUUUCUGUAUUGAAUGUGCAAUUAUGGGAUGGAGGUUGAGAUUUGUGUUGAAUUUUGUAGGAGUAUGAGUUUGUAGUUGAAUUAAACUGGAAAAUAAAUUAUGUGGCGAAAAAGUUGGAAAAUCAUCUUUUAGCAA
This is a messenger RNA of Salvia hispanica, 1787 nucleotides long. RefSeq names its product protein HEAT STRESS TOLERANT DWD 1-like. Lineage: Eukaryota; Viridiplantae; Streptophyta; Magnoliopsida; Lamiales; Lamiaceae. Gene Ontology annotation, biological process: ribosome biogenesis. Gene Ontology annotation, molecular function: protein binding. The record is from RefSeq and is a predicted model, not a curated record. Gene Ontology annotation, cellular component: nucleolus.